Xiphophorus couchianus (Monterrey platyfish) is the source of this 2076-nucleotide messenger RNA. RefSeq names its product chondroadherin-like protein. The record is from RefSeq and is a predicted model, not a curated record. Gene Ontology annotation, molecular function: protein binding. The transcript has 5 exons. Bases 1 to 1143 code for a protein of 380 amino acids. NCBI's taxonomy places the organism in Eukaryota, Metazoa, Chordata, Actinopteri, Cyprinodontiformes, Poeciliidae.
AUGGCCAGGUCAGCUGAUCAGUUGCCAGUCACGUAUGUACAGCAGCUUUCUUUCUCUCUGAUUCCCCUCGCCCAGACUGAAGCCCACCACGCCUCGUAUGAGAGCCGUGGUCUUAACAAAGUCCCUCGGGGCUUCCCACCCAGGAUGCAGCUGCUCAAUCUCCGUGGCAACCACUUCCAUUUCAUCCCUGCCAGAAGCUUCCCGGGCACUGGUCGAGUUGUGUCUCUGUACCUGGACUUCUGUGAAAUCCACGAAAUCGAAGCUAGAGCCUUCCGUGGAAUGAGGAACCUGGUGUAUUUGUACCUGUCUGACAACGACCUCACGUCUUUGGAGCCCGAAGCUUUGGCAGGACUCCCAAAGCUCGUCUAUCUUCACCUGGAGGGGAACCGACUGACACAAUUCCCCGGAGCAGCUCUGUCACUCGUACCAAAUUUGUCCGUCCUGCAUCUGGAGCGAAACGCCAUCUCAAGGCUGGAGCCUGCUGGCUUACUGUGCUCAGCUGCUCCGUCACUGAUGAAGCUCUAUUUAAGGAGCAACGCCAUCAGUGAAAUCGCCAAGGGCGCCCUGGACUCUGCUAACAUUGAAACGCUUCACCUGGAUUCAAACCGGCUGACCCGGGUGCCGUCCGACGCUCUGACUGACACGCCGAACCUGACGGAGCUGAACCUGUCUCGAAACCCGGUCCAGUGGCUCGGACCCGAGACCUUCCAGGAGAUGUCACACAGUCUUCAGAGGCUUUACAUGAAUCAGAUGGGGAUGGAAGAGAUGUCGAAAGAGGCUCUGCUGGGCCUGGGUCCACGUCUGAAAGUUCUGACCGUGAGAGGAAACCAGCUGAAGACGCUUCCGGACCUGAGCCCGCUCAGCGGCCUCGAGAUGAUCGACCUGCGGGACAACCCUCUGGUCUGUGACUGUGACCUGCUGCCCCUGCGAAGGUGGAUGGAGAGAGUGAAGUUGGACGUUUUAGCAACAUGUCGUCACCCUCUAGAGCUUAAAGGUCAGAAGGUGAUGGACACCAAAGGGUUCGCAACCUGUCCAGAAAGCACAACUUCUCCGACUGAGACUGGAUCCUGCAGGACCCACGGCUGCAAGACUAAAAUCCACCAGAUGAAGAAGAAGGCCAGAAAAGCUCAGAGCACCCAGUGAAACAUAAGUAGGUCAAAAAACAAGAAGAUGGACAAAGCAAGUGGAGGAAAUUGAGUUUGUGUUAGAUUUUUAGUCUAUUAGUGUACUGUAGAAUCAAGUCAAAGUAGUUACUUUAGUGUUUAAUGGAAACAUGUGCAAUAGAGGUCAAAAUCCACUAUGAAUAUUUAUUUCCUGUUAUAGCUUUAUCUUGAGAAGACGUCUGGCUUAGGUUUUUUCUUUAUCAACAAAAUUUGUCAGAGGUGUGGAAAGUAACCAGUUACAUUCAGUCGUGUUACUGUAAUCAGGUGCAAUAUGUUUCUACACUGGACAUUUUUUGAAGUUGUGUAUAAAUCUCGAACUUUUACUCGUUUGUUUUUGAUUAACGUAUUUUACUCAGCUACAUUUUAAGUCAUGUCCGUUAAAGAGUAAAUAUAAAUAUAAAAAGGCUGCAAUGAUUCUUCAACACCAUGACAAUGUGAACACUCUGAAUAGUAUUUUUAAAUUACACCCAAUACCUCCCAAGUAUUCAUGACGUCCUGUGCUAACAUGUUUCAACGUGAGCCAAAUCUUUUAUUUAUAAAGUUCAUAAUUUAAUCAAAAGCUGUUUCAUACUGUUAUGUCAUAUUUUUCCUUUGUGAAAUCCAUCUGUGUAACUUUCUUUUGCUGAUUUAAAAAAAAAAGGUCAUUUUUCUUAAAAUAAAAUUGUAUUGAGGAAUUCUUUGCUUUUAUUUGAGUAAAUGUUUACACUGGGUACCUUGUAUUUUAAGUAAUGUUCUGUACUCUUUCCACCUAUUUUUCACUUUGAACACUGAGUCUGGUUCUCUUUCAACAAUAACCCCCUUCUUUUCCUCAAAUAUGGGGGCCUAAUGUUUACUAAUGCUUACUAAUGUUGAGUGCUUACUCUGUCUUGUGCCUCUUGUAAGGUUAUCCGUCAAACACGCACACAAAGGAGAA